This is a messenger RNA of Pieris rapae (cabbage white), 897 nucleotides long. RefSeq names its product circadian clock-controlled protein daywake-like. The transcript has 5 exons. Lineage: Eukaryota; Metazoa; Arthropoda; Insecta; Lepidoptera; Pieridae. The record is from RefSeq and is a predicted model, not a curated record. The coding region runs from base 37 to 753 and encodes 238 amino acids.
CAGUGUGCUCGGUUGUGGUCAGUUACAAAAGGAAACAUGUUAUUACCAUUUAAAAUAUUAGUAUUUUUUGCGGUUUGUGCUAUUGGCCGCUGUGCUCUGUUUUCGCCCUGCAAAAUCAACGAUGCCAAAUGUUUUGAUGCAGCUUUUGCUGAUGCAUUCCCCAAACUUUUAUCUGAGGAUAGUACUUUAGGGAUUGGUUCAUCAGACCCCCUACACGUCGAUUUGAUUGAUGGAAAACUGUCGAUAUUAAAGUAUAAAUUCUUUGACUCGACAGUCGAAGGUUAUAAGCGUUGUUCAAUUAAGAAUGUAAAGUCAAAUCUCAACAGCCACACCCUACAUUUUGAGUUGGACUGUCCAGGAAUCGUCUCUACAGGCAAAUAUGAACUAUCAGGUCGCCUCAUUGUUUUGCCUGUUGAGGGGGAGGGAGAAUAUCGAGUUACCACAGGAAAAUAUACAAUAGCUGUCGACACUGAAUUGAAAGAAGUGCAAGAUGAAAACAGCAAAACAUACUUUAAAAUUGAAAACUUUAAGCAGAAGGCCGAAUUAAUUGAACCGGUAGUAUUCGAUUUUAAGAAUCUAUUUAACGGAAAAAAAGAUUUGUCCGACGCGGUUCACAAAUACGCGAACGAGAACUGGAAAGAAGUAACCAACCUGGUCCAGGAUCCAGUGUGGAUUUCGCAUUUAAAGCAACUGAUUAUCAAUUUUAACAAACACUUAAAAACUGCACCACUGGAGGAAAUAUUUACUGCAUAAUUUUGCAUUGUCGAUGACGUAUUGAAAGAACUAUAUGGUCACAUGCAUAUUGGUACUUGCUGGUCUAGGGUAUAUUAAUCUUCACUUGUCUAUAAUAAAUUAAUUUAUUUUUUAAUUAAAGCAAUAAAAAAUAUACCAGUUUAA